Messenger RNA from Vigna radiata var. radiata (mung bean), 1513 nucleotides. RefSeq names its product RING-H2 finger protein ATL74. Gene Ontology annotation, biological process: protein ubiquitination. The record is from RefSeq and is a predicted model, not a curated record. The transcript has 2 exons. Lineage: Eukaryota; Viridiplantae; Streptophyta; Magnoliopsida; Fabales; Fabaceae. Bases 623 to 1228 code for a protein of 201 amino acids. Gene Ontology annotation, molecular function: transferase activity.
CCUAACAUAAUAUCUAUGUCCCAAUUGCUUCUGCAACUCUGAAACACUAACAACAAACCACUUCAAGACAAAACAAGGCCUCAUAAUAUCCACACCUUCUUUUUCUGUCACAAAAUUUUAGUCUCUUAUUUUGUGCUCUCAAAUAGUAUGAAGAAAAACUCCAACCAUUGCAGUUGGAAAACAUCACAAUUCACAAGCUCGUCUUCAUCCUACAAAGUCUUAGAUACUAUUCAGUGUUCAGUAACCAAAGAGAUGCUUCUCUGAGAGCCUUUAUCUAGUGGGAUUCCUGACAGAUAUUGCCAUAACUCAAAAAGGUUAAGCUCCUUCUUUAUUUCUUGUUGAUAAGAGAAAAAAAUAAUUCACAACUUUUCUUGCUUGCUUCAGUAGCAGUACACUUCUCUGACAAGCAUCCAAAUUCUUUGUCCUCAACACUCAAGUAAGUAACCAUCCAGUACAAGGAGUGUUACACCACAGAUACGUCCGAGAUGUUUCGGCUCUAUUUUAUUCAAAAUUUCCAAUCUCAUUUCUCCAACCUUUUCAAGAGGCAGAGAUAGAUACUUCAGCUGAAAUCAAAAGGGUACAAGAAUUCCAGAGUUUAACACUUGAAUUGUUGCUGUUUUUGAUGAGGUCGACACAGAUAAUGGCUCUUCAUCACCGCUUUUUGCUCGACACAAAUUCAAGCACGCCUGCACCAAGUAACGUGAAUAGGACAAGAGAGGCUUUCACAGGAGAUGCAAAUUUUGACACCAAUAUGGUGAUUAUCUUGGCUGCGCUGCUUUGUGCGCUUAUAUGUGCUUUGGGACUCAACUCAAUUGUGCGAUGUGCUCUAAGAUGUAGCCGCAGGUUUGCUUUCGAGACCCCAGAAGAGACUGCAGCACGUUUGGUGGCAAAAGGCCUAAAGAAGAGUGCAUUGCAUCAGAUCCCUAUAGUUGUUUAUGGUUCGGGUAGUGUUGGUAUUGCAGCCACAGAUUGUCCGAUUUGCCUUGGGGAGUUUCUGGAUGGGGAGAAAGUAAGAGUGUUGCCAAAAUGUAACCAUGGAUUCCAUGUAAGGUGCAUAGAUACAUGGCUCCUCUCACACUCCUCUUGUCCUAAUUGCAGGCAAUCUUUGCUUGAGCAACCCACCAUUUCUGGAGCUGUUGCUGCAGGAAAUAGUAACUAUGCCGGGAAUGCUUCUGCAGCAGGACAGGAACAUGUGUCUUUAGCAGUGGCUGUGGAAGAGGUUGGUUAAUCACAAACUUAGCCCUCCACCAAGGAACGGAUGAAUAAAUGAAGACUAGUUCGUUUAAUUUGGAACCUGUUUUUCAUGUUUACUGUGCAUCUGUGUACUACUAUGAAAAUUUGAAGAUAUUGGGGUAGAUAUUAGUGUGGGAACAGUGCCUGUUUGGAUUAUUAUGGUUUUAGAUCUCACACUGUGUUUGUGCAUGUUUUUCUGGCAUGAAAACUAGUGCUGAAUCUCAAAUGCUUGUUGUCUGCAAAUAGAUUGAAAAACAAGAAAUGCACACAUGUUUGGACA